UGGCAACUCUUGACGUCAUCAACACGACGUAAAGGGGGUGUUCCCAAUGCUUUGGUCGUUGACGCAGGACCACAACUGUCCUGUCCUCGUGAGAACUUCCGGUUUCAUACUCGUAAAGGAAAGCUCAACCUUAGCUUUCAAAAUAAUCGACGAUGGAAAAAUGCUUAAAAUUAUGGAACGAUAAUAUAUGAACAUGUGUAACCAUUAUUAUACCUAUAUUUCUAUUGGUGGUGUUUCUGGCUUUUUUGAUUGACUUCGUGAAACGUUUAUUGUGAAGGGUUUUAAGCGGAUAUGACUCCUUUGUACUUUCAAGAACUUGUGUGUCCGCAUGUAGCUAGGCUAAACGUCGACACGUCCAAUAAGUUGGAGUUUAAAAGGCUGAAGUGACCAUUGGAAUGUUUGUAAAAUGACGAGAGCGUCAAUGAAUGACGCCUCGUGAAGUCCUCUGCGGUUCCGUUUCAGCCUCAUGGAGUCGCAGCUGUAGGACCUCGUCAGCCUGAUGGAAAGCUCCUGGCGCGUCCCAGUGGCGUGUUGUCGGCCUCGAGUUCUGGUCCUGCACGCAGUGUUCUGGGGUCUAGUGGCCCUGAGGGUGUUUGGGGCGGCAUUGCUGGCUGAAGACAAAACUGCGGUGGUCAAGCCUGUCGACCCCCCCUGCUGGCUGCUGGAGGAGUUUGUGGUCACGGUGGAGUGUUCUCAGUGUAGCGCUUUCCAGACGACGAGGCUGGCCUGCAGCCACACGGGUUACGUGGAGCGGGUCAACUGUACCAAGUCCCACAGAGACGAGUACAAGAGCUGCCGCUCCGUUGUCAUGGAAGAGCAUCUCUUCUGGAAGUUUGAGGCGGCCAUGAUGGCCCUGACAGCGCUCUCCGCCAUCAUUGUGGUCACGCGCCAGCGGUGGCUAGAUCGACUCGCCUCUGAGAAAGUCCGCCGACAGAUUGAGUCAAUCUAGAAGGGCUGUAAAACCCGGUGGCCAUGAACUCAUCUUGGAAUGUUGAAAUUUCCCAGCAUCUCUGAGCAGCAUCAGGUUGUUUUUCAAUAAAGUCCACCAUGAGGUGGAAGAUGUUAAGUCUU
Messenger RNA from Doryrhamphus excisus (bluestripe pipefish), 1071 nucleotides. Lineage: Eukaryota; Metazoa; Chordata; Actinopteri; Syngnathiformes; Syngnathidae. The record is from RefSeq and is a predicted model, not a curated record.